Molecule: messenger RNA, 253 nt
Organism: Dentiscutata heterogama
Lineage: Eukaryota; Fungi; Glomeromycota; Glomeromycetes; Diversisporales; Gigasporaceae
Source: the annotation of a GenBank genome assembly
AUGCCAACAUGUUCUUCUUGUAAUAAAUUCUUUGAAAGCCAGCAAGCAUUGGGUAAUCAUAUAAAAAAACAUUUUGAUAAUAGUGAAGAUAAUUUAUCAUCACCAAGUCAACUGAUUUAUAAAACUUCCCAAAAAUUAGUUGAAAUAACAACUAAAUUUCUUAAUAAGCAAAAUAUGUCAAAAAGACAAACUAUACCUAAACAAACUAAAAUAAGUAAUAAAAGAACACAAUUUGAAUGCAACUUAGAUGAUA